AUGGCUGCUAUGGAUCUUGAUGCGCCGGUGUCUAUUGCACCUCUGCUGCAAGCGGAGCAGACACAUGCCACUAUUCUCUGCUGCAACUGCGGUGCUCCCAUCGAUGGCACGACCUCUGCUGGCGCACUUUGCUAUGACUGUGUCAAGACCACGAUGGAUGUCUCGCAAGGCAUUCAACGUGAAGCCACCAUACAUUUCUGCAGAGACUGCGAACGGUGGCUGCUUCCUCCGACGACUUGGAUUGUCGCAGCUUUGGAAUCAAGGGAACUUCUUGCUCUUUGCCUGAAGAAGUUACGAGGACUGCACAAAGUCCGGAUAAUAGACGCGAGCUUCAUAUGGACAGAACCGCAUUCUCGAAGAGUCAAGGUCAAGCUUACCAUCCAGGAUGGCGUGUCCGAAGGGGUUGUCCUGCAACAAUCAUUCGAGAUCGAAUACGUGGUUGCAUACCAGCAAUGCCCAGAUUGCCAGAAAUCAUAUACUGCGAACACAUGGCGGGCAUGCGUACAGGUCCGACAAAAGGUCCCCCAUAAGCGAACAUUUUUGUUCCUCGAACAACUAAUUCUAAAACACGGGGCCCACAGGGAUACAAUCAAUAUCAAGGAAGUUAAGGAUGGGCUAGAUUUCUUCUUCGCAGCUCGAAAUCAAGCAGACAAGUUUGUCGACUUCCUAACCUCCGUCGUGCCGGUCCGAGCCAAGAAAUCACAAGAACUCAUCUCCAUGGAUGUUCAUACCUCUACAAAAUCCUACAAAUUCUCUUAUUCCGUUGAGCUAGUGCCAAUAUGCAAAGACGAUCUGGUAGCAUUACCUAUCAAACUGGCGAAACAAAUCGGAAAUAUUUCUCCUAUCGGGCUCUGCUAUCGUAUCGGCACGACUGUCAACAUCCUCGAUCCAAGCACCCUCCAAACUGCCGACAUCAGCACUCCCAUUUACUGGCGUGCCCCUUUCACACCUCUUGCCGAUGUUCUGGAGCUUGUGGAAUUCAUUAUCAUGGACAUUGAGCCCAUCGGUACACAAAAAGGAAAAUGGUUACUUGCCGAAGCAACCGUCGCCCGUGCAUCGGAUCUUGGAACCAAUGAUAUGACAUACUAUACUCGAACGCACUUAGGGAACGUUCUACAUGUUGGAGACUCUGUCAUGGGCUAUAUGCUAGCCAACACAAACUUCAACAAUCCUAAUUUCGAUGCCGUAGAAGCAUCCCACACCUACUCUUCUCAAAUACCCGAUGUCAUGUUAGUCAAGAAGUUCUACGAGAGAAAGCGGAAGUCGAAGAACCGUAACUGGCGACUCAAGCGUAUGUCCAAAGAGGAAGAGUUACUACCAAAGAAGGCUGAGCAAGAGAAAUUGGACAAAGAUUACGAGAUAUUCCUGCGGGAUGUGGAGGAAGAUGCCGAGCUGCGGUCCGCAAUGGCUCUCUACAAAGCUCAACAGGCGAAGAAGGAAGCAGAGGCCAUGAGCGUUGCGGAGACGGAUGAUGGUGAAGAUGAGACGCCACAAAUCGAUAUGAACGAGUUGCUGGAUGAGUUCGAUGAUCUUAACAUACAACCAGGUGCGCAAUAG
Molecule: messenger RNA, 1557 nt
Organism: Venustampulla echinocandica
Lineage: Eukaryota; Fungi; Ascomycota; Leotiomycetes; Helotiales; Pleuroascaceae
Product: putative nuclear export sequence-containing nonribosomal protein
Exons: 2
Coding region: 1-1557 (518 amino acids)
Biological process (GO): ribosomal large subunit export from nucleus
Cellular component (GO): nucleus; cytoplasm
Molecular function (GO): ribosomal large subunit binding
Source: RefSeq, a predicted model, not a curated record